This is a messenger RNA of Hordeum vulgare subsp. vulgare (domesticated barley), 2712 nucleotides long. Its product is annotated as sulfate transporter 1.2-like. Gene Ontology annotation, cellular component: membrane. The record is from RefSeq and is a predicted model, not a curated record. Gene Ontology annotation, biological process: transmembrane transport. The coding region runs from base 484 to 2454 and encodes 656 amino acids. Gene Ontology annotation, molecular function: secondary active sulfate transmembrane transporter activity. NCBI's taxonomy places the organism in Eukaryota, Viridiplantae, Streptophyta, Magnoliopsida, Poales, Poaceae. The transcript has 14 exons.
UUCCUUCCCUAGCCGCCGUUCGUCGGUCCCCGUAGACCCUGACCGCCGUGCCGUUGACCGGCGACCGGCGUGGCCCCGUCCCCCUGCGCGGCGUAGGGCGUACGGCUCCGGUUCCACGUACGGCCGUGGAGCCCGCGGCCGGCAACUUCCCAGCCAUUUUGGGUUCGCCACGUCCAACGCUGCCGGCCUCCCUCUCCCGACUCCGCGCCGGUAUAAACAACUCCCAGCAGAGAUCGCGCUACCUUCCAUUGCCGCUCUUUUGUCCGCCGGGCCUGUUUGUUUCUUCGGGACGCAGAUCCUCCCGGCGCCUCCAGAAGCACAAGGCAUAUAUAUAUAUAUAUAUCCGCCGCUCCCGCCGCGCCGACGCCGGGAGGAAUGCGCCGUUCGUGGGCCGGUGAACCCUGAGCGCGCGGCGGCUGCAUCGACCGAUCACGGGGACCACUCUACAUAUCCGGCUAACAAGAAGAAGUUCCAAUAGCAGAGAUGGUUCAUCAUAUAUCUGACGAGGCAGCAGAUGAACCUAGCAUCACCACACAGACACCGUCCGCUGGCCCAUCUCAAGCACCACUGAUGUACAAAGUGGGUUAUCCCCCUCGGAAGAACUUGGCCACAGAGUUUACAGAAACGUUGAGAGAGACUUUCUUCCACGACAACCCGCUGCGUGAGUACAAGGGUCAAUCCGGACCGAGGAGGUUCAUGAUGGGGCUCGAGUUCUUGUUUCCAAUAUUUGGGUGGGGUAGGAAUUACAGUCUCAACAAGUUCAAAGGCGAUCUGAUAGCCGGAUUGACCAUCGCAAGCCUCUGCAUUCCUCAGGACAUUGGCUAUUCGAAGCUUGCUAAUUUGGACCCGCAGUAUGGGCUUUACUCCAGCUUCAUUCCCCCAUUGAUAUAUGCUGCAAUGGGUAGCUCAAGGGAUAUAGCGAUUGGUCCAGUUGCUGUGGUUUCUCUUUUGAUAGGUUCACUUCUACAAGCAGAGGUUGACCAUGUAAAAAACAAGGAGGAAUACAUGCGCCUCGCUUUCACGGCAACCUUCUUCGCUGGCAUCACUCAAGCAGCCUUAGGAUUUCUAAGGUUAGGAUUCCUUAUAGAGUUCUUGUCACAUGCUGCAAUUGUUGGAUUCAUGGGGGGUGCUGCCAUUACUAUUGCCCUGCAGCAGCUGAAAUACGUGUUGGGCAUCGCAAACUUUACAAGGAAAACGGACAUAGUUUCUGUUAUGGAAUCUGUCUGGAGAUCAGUUCAUCACGGGUGGAACUGGCAGACAAUUGUGAUUGGUGUAUCUUUCCUGGCUUUCCUUCUGCUUGCGAAGUUUAUUGGAAAGAAGAAUAGGAGGCUUUUCUGGGUACCAGCUAUUGCUCCUAUAAUUUCAGUGAUUCUCGCAACAUUUUUUGUAUACAUUACUCGUGCGGACAAGCAAGGUGUUCAGAUAGUGAGGCACAUUGAACAGGGAAUUAACCCAUCAUCAGUACACAAGAUUUAUUUCACUGGUCCAUUCGUUGCAAAGGGUUUCAAGAUCGGUGUUGUUUGCGGCAUAGUUGGUUUGACAGAAGCUGUAGCUAUUGGAAGGACAUUUGCUGCUAUGAAGGACUACCAGCUAGAUGGAAACAAGGAGAUGGUAGCACUUGGAACCAUGAACAUAGUAGGCUCAAUGACAUCUUGCUAUGUCACGACAGGUUCUUUCUCGCGCUCGGCAGUUAACUUCAUGGCUGGCUGCAAGACUCCUGUAUCCAAUGUGAUUAUGUCCGUGGUGGUUCUUCUUACCUUGUUGGUCAUCACACCGCUAUUCAAAUACACACCGAAUGCAAUCCUAGGGUCGAUUAUUAUUUCUGCGGUGAUUGGCCUUGUGGACUACGAAGCAGCAAUUCUCAUCUGGAAAGUUGACAAACUGGACUUCAUUGCUUGCAUGGGGGCAUUUUUCGGUGUUGUUUUUGUAUCCGUUGAGAUUGGCCUCUUGAUUGCUGUAGCAAUCUCAUUUGCUAAAAUACUUCUUCAAGUAACAAGGCCAAGGACAGCCCUACUUGGAAACCUUCCCGGCACCACUAUAUACAGGAACACCAGCCAGUAUCCAGAAGCAAAACUUACUCCAGGGGUGGUGAUUGUGAGGGUUGAUUCUGCUAUUUAUUUUUCCAACUCUAAUUACGUCCGUGAAAGAAUUCUUAGAUGGCUGACAGAUGAAGAAGACAGAGCUAAAGCAGUGGGAUUGCCCAAAAUCAGUUUCUUGAUUGUGGAAAUGUCGCCUGUUACCGACAUCGAUACAAGUGGCAUACAUGCUCUUGAGGAUCUAUACAAGAAUCUUCAGAAAAGAGAUAUGCAGCUCAUUCUGUCAAAUCCUGGUUCCGUCGUCAUAGAAAAACUGCAAGCAUCGAAGCUCACCGAGCACAUUGGAAGCAACAAUAUAUUCCUCGCAGUCUCUGACGCCGUGCGAUUCUGUACGACGAAGUCGAUGCAGGAACCGUGAGUGAAAUACUUCGGCAGAAUGGCUGAUGGCGCCGUGGUGGUAGUGUUGCAAAAUAAGUACUCCCUAUCCGUUUUAUAAUAUAAGAACGUUUUAAACGUUUUUGACACUACACUAGUGUUCAAAUGCUUUUAUAUUAUGAAACCAAGGGCGUAGUGUUUGUGUUCCCUGUGAUCUAAGCUGGGUAGCGCAGGAUGAUGUAGCUUUGUGGCAAAUGUAGAAACAUAUAAUAAGUUAAGGAGUUGCCCACGUCCAGUCCAA